Magnolia sinica is the source of this 1090-nucleotide messenger RNA. Its product is annotated as transcription repressor OFP13-like. The record is from RefSeq and is a predicted model, not a curated record. Gene Ontology annotation, biological process: negative regulation of DNA-templated transcription. Bases 165 to 1028 code for a protein of 287 amino acids. NCBI's taxonomy places the organism in Eukaryota, Viridiplantae, Streptophyta, Magnoliopsida, Magnoliales, Magnoliaceae. The transcript has a single exon.
CACUUAUGCCCUCAGACGUCUCGAACCCUUCGCUUGCUUAUAAAUCUAUAACAUGUUAAGUGAUCUCUCUCGUUUCUUAUUUUUACUCUCUCUCUCUCUCUCUCUCUCUCUCUCUCUCUCUCUCUCUCUCUCAUUUUCCUUUGUCUGUACACCUACACAAUCGAAUGGGAAAACCAAAGCUCAGAGCCUCCAUUAAAGCUCUCCACCAAGCUCUCUUCAGCUUCAGACAACCAGGUUCCAAAACCAUGACAUGGGUCUGCAUCCAGCAGACCAAAACCCAUUCCUUCAGAGAAGUCUACAAGAGCUUCAAUUCCGUGUAUUCUUCUUCUUCAACAGCUUCCACUUCAACAGAUCUCUGCAGCCUCAAAGAUGAGACAGACCGACCCGAAACCGCUCGCAUUCUUUCGGCUUCUUCCUCUCGUCCUUCCGCUGCUGAAGAAUCCUUCUCCGCCAGCUCCUCUUUGACCGAGUCCGAUGAAAGUUACCGGGCGGAUGAUGACGAUUCAGUCCUGAAAACCUACAUCAGCUCCAAGAGAUUCUUCUUCUCUCCCUGCACAACGAAAUCGAUAAUGGGGGAAGAAGACACAUCGGCAGAGGUGAAAGAUGAAAUGGGUCUCGCGGAAAUUGGGUUUUCAGACAAUCGCUGGAUGGAAACAGGGGAGGAGAGAGAAGAGGAGGAGGAGGAGGAGAGAAGAGGAGAAUGCAUGAUGCUGGAGCUGAGUUUUGGCAAGGACAGCGUGACAAUGGCAUUGGCAUCGUUGGAUCCAUACAUGGAUUUCAGGGUGUCGAUGGAGGAGAUGGUUGAAGCUCAUGGGCUGAGGGAAUGGACUUGCUUGCAGGAGCUCUUGCAUUGCUAUCUGAGUCUCAAUGACAAGAGAACCCACAAAGUUAUUGUCUUGGCUUUUGUAGAUUUGCUCAUGAGCCUCAUUACUGAUGAACCCAACAACUGCUGCAACAAUAACAACAACCACAGCCGCAGCUACAACAAGGAGAGAUGUUUUCCUCUGCCUCUCUGUUUAGAUGUGUGAGGAAAGAAAAGAAGAAAAAAGAGCUGUUUCUUUUCCUAUCUUUUUUCUCUCUUUUUUUUUUU